GAAGAUGGGUAACUCCCACCCACUCAUUCUCUCAAUCAUAAAACAUUAUUAAUCAAUUUCUCUCUCUCUUUGUUUCUUUCUUUAACCUCACCCACAUUACAACAAAAACACCCACUACCCCUUCUUCCCCACAUCGCUUCAGAAUUUUGUAUACUUCUCUAAUUUAAUUCCACUGAUCUGUCUAGCAUUACGACUACUUAUUUCUUUCUUUCACCUUCACCUUCUGGAGACAGUUUUUUUUCUUUUCUCUUGGCUACCUCACAAUUAUGUCAAUGGACUUGGCUUCGUCCGAACGUGUCUGUUAUGUUCACUGCAACUUCUGCAACACCAUUUUAGCGGUAAGUGUUCCUUGCACCAGUUUGUUCAACAUUGUGACGGUGAGAUGCGGGCACUGUGCCAAUUUGCUUUCUGCAAACAUGGGAUCUUCUCUUCAAACACUGCCUCUUCAAGAUCCUCAGUUGCAGAAACAACAUAUAUACGGGGAAGAUCAUUCAAAUAAGGAAUGUGAGUCGUCUUCUAAAUGCAGCAAGUUAUCUACAUAUGAAUCUGUUGAGCGUGAAACACCUCGGAUGCCUCCCAUUCGCCCCCCAGAGAAGAGACAACGGGUUCCUUCUGCAUACAACAGGUUUAUCAAGGACGAGAUCCAAAGGAUUAAGGCUAGUAAUCCAGACAUUAGCCAUAGGGAAGCUUUCAGCACAGCAGCCAAAAAUUGGGCACAUUUUCCUCAUAUUCGCUUCGGGCUAAAGCUGGAUGGCAACAAACAGCAAGGAAAGUUGGACCAGGCAUUAUCAGAGGGCACUGAAAAGUCUAAUGGAUUCUACUAAAAAGCAAAUGUCUCCUGUGAGUAUGAGUUAAGGUAUUUGUAUUUAGAAUUACUGAAGAAAUUAAAGAAGAAUGAAGUCUCAUGACCAAAUAGGACGACAAAUAAUUAAGUUGAAAAUCUUUGUGAAGCUGUGUGUGGCGUACGUUCAAUUCCUUUUCUAACACUUAGAAGAGGUGAUUUCUAUUGUAGAGAGUGUUGGGUUUAUUAUAUAUAAAUGUUGAGGAUAUUUUAAGUGAAUAACAUUCUAAAGAAUGUUGUGGAUUUGUUUUCA
Mangifera indica (mango) is the source of this 1094-nucleotide messenger RNA. Its product is annotated as putative axial regulator YABBY 2. Gene Ontology annotation, biological process: cell fate commitment; multicellular organism development. Gene Ontology annotation, cellular component: nucleus. NCBI's taxonomy places the organism in Eukaryota, Viridiplantae, Streptophyta, Magnoliopsida, Sapindales, Anacardiaceae. The transcript has 6 exons. The coding region runs from base 267 to 824 and encodes 185 amino acids. The record is from RefSeq and is a predicted model, not a curated record.